Molecule: messenger RNA, 2763 nt
Organism: Meleagris gallopavo (turkey)
Lineage: Eukaryota; Metazoa; Chordata; Aves; Galliformes; Phasianidae
Gene: CPXM2
Product: carboxypeptidase X, M14 family member 2
Biological process (GO): proteolysis
Molecular function (GO): metallocarboxypeptidase activity; zinc ion binding
Source: RefSeq, a predicted model, not a curated record
GUGGAGCUGUGAUCUGGGAAGAAAACAACAACAGCAAAGGGAAGCAGCGAGUGUGCCGUGCUGGAGGUCACACCUGCCAAGACAGCAUCCUGUCCUGCCUUCUCCAGCGUGUCCAUCCAUCCGUCUGUCUGGCUGCCGAGCGCGGUGAUCACAUGCAUCCCGCCUGCCCCCUCCCUCCCUCCCAGCCCUGUCCCGCUGCGCUGCACGGCUCCUGCAAACUCGCCCCAAGCAGAGGAACUUUCUGCAGACGGGCUUCUUCAUCCCCCUCUGCUUCCCCUCCUGCCAAAUAAAGUCUGGGAGCUUUGCUUUAACACUAAAAACUGAUGAUUGCCCUUAGGAAGAGAAGCUCAUGCCCCUCUCAGCUGUUCCCCACUCUCUGUGCCCUCGGGCUGGCCGUGCUGGGGGGUCUGUCCUGGGCUGUCCCCAUGGACGAACAGGAUUAUUAUCUGCAAGAGAUUAGCAACAGGGAUCACUAUUACUCCUUUCCAUACCCCGGUGAAGAGUAUUUUUCUUUCACGGAGCAACCCGGAGAGGAAGGAACUAUCCGUGCUUCAGAGCCAGAGGAACACCCAGGGUUCAAACCGAGCAGGAAAGAGUUAAAACCGAAGAAAAGCAGCAAAAAAGGAAAAGCCAUUCUUGAACCUCCACCAGAUUGUCCUCCACUUGGUCUAGAGACACUAAAAAUUACUGACUUCCAGCUCCAUGCCUCUACAGCAAAGCGAUACGGCCUCGGGGCCCACAGAGGAAGGCUUAAUAUUCAGGCAGGUGUUAACGAAAAUGAUUUUUAUGAUGGUGCUUGGUGUGCAGGAAGAAAUGAUCCAUUUCAGUGGAUUGAAGUAGAUGCUCGAAGGCUAACAAAAUUCACUGGAGUCAUCACACAAGGAAGAAAUUCUCUCUGGUCGAGUAACUGGGUGACCUCCUUCAGAGUACUGGUGAGCAAUGACAGCCAUGCAUGGACUGCUGUCAGAAAUGAAUCUGGAGAUGUGAUCUUUGAAGGAAACAGUGAGAAGGAGAUCCCUGUUCUCAAUAUGCUGCCUGUGCCACUGGUUGCACGCUACAUCCGCAUAAACCCUCGGUCCUGGUAUGAAGAAGGCAGCAUCUGUAUGAGGCUGGAAAUCCUAGGGUGUCCUUUACCAGACCCAAAUAAUUAUUACCACAGGAGAAAUGAGAUGACAACUACCGAUAAUCUCGACUUUAAGCAUCAUAACUACAAGGAGAUGAGGCAGUUGAUGAAAACUGUGAAUAAAAUGUGCCCAAACAUCACAAGAAUUUACAAUAUUGGAAAAAGCCACCAAGGACUAAAACUGUACGCUGUUGAGAUUUCUGACAACCCAGGAGAACAUGAAGUUGGUGAACCGGAAUUUCGGUACAUUGCAGGAGCUCAUGGGAAUGAAGUGCUUGGACGUGAGCUGAUCCUUUUGUUAAUGCAGUUCAUGUGUCAGGAAUACCUUGCUGGGAACCCACGUAUUGUGCAUCUCAUCGAGGAUACCAGAAUCCACCUUCUUCCCUCAGUCAACCCAGAUGGAUAUGACAAGGCAUACAAGGCGGGCUCAGAAUUAGGGGGCUGGUCUUUAGGUCGAUGGACUCAGGAUGGCAUUGACAUCAACAAUAAUUUCCCCGAUUUAAACUCUUUGCUCUGGGAGUCUGAAGAUCAGAAGAAGAGCAAAAGGAAAGUUCCAAAUCAUCACAUCCCAAUUCCUGACUGGUACCUAUCUGAAAAUGCCACCGUGGCAGUGGAGACGCGAGCAAUCAUUGCAUGGAUGGAAAAAAUUCCUUUUGUGCUGGGGGGCAAUCUGCAGGGAGGAGAGCUGGUGGUGGCGUACCCCUACGACAUGGUGAGGUCCCUGUGGAAAACACAGGACUACACACCCACACCAGAUGACCACGUCUUUCGCUGGCUCGCCUACUCCUACGCCUCCACGCACCGGCUGAUGACAGACGCGAGGAGGAGAGCGUGUCACACAGAGGACUUCCAGAAGGAGGACGGCACAGUUAAUGGCGCCUCGUGGCACACCGUGGCUGGAAGCAUAAACGACUUCAGCUAUCUGCACACCAACUGCUUUGAGCUGUCCAUCUACGUGGGCUGUGACAAGUAUCCCCACGAGAGCGAGUUGCCUGAGGAGUGGGAGAACAACCGGGAGUCCCUCAUCGUUUUCAUGGAGCAGGUCCAUCGGGGCAUCAAGGGCAUAGUGAAAGACAUACAUGGAAGGGGAAUCCCAAAUGCCAUUAUUUCAGUAGAAGGUGUUAACCAUGACAUUCGCACAGGAGCUGAUGGGGACUACUGGCGCCUUCUCAACCCAGGGGAAUACAUGGUCAGCGUGAAAGCAGAAGGCUACACCACCGCCACCAAGAACUGCGAGGUGGGCUACGACAUGGGAGCCACCCGCUGCGACUUCACCAUCUCCAAAACCAACCUGGCAAGGAUCAAGGAAAUCAUGAGGAAAUUUGGGAAGCAGCCCAUCAGCCUGUCCCUGCGGCGGCUCCGGCAGCGGGCUCGGCAGUGGAGGCAGCGCAGAUAGAGCCCAGUUCUGGCAACGUCAGCCCAGCCGUAGCACUAGUGAGAGCUGCAUAGCCCAACCCUUCCUACGCAUUUCCCUGUCUGAGGCCUUUCUGUUAGUGGAGCUGGAUGUGGGUUUGUCAGUGUGGCAAAAAACUGGAGGCAAAGAUUGGUUCAAGCUGAAGUGAAAUAAGCCCUGGUGUGUGUGGGGGGGGAGGGAGGUGGGAAGAAUGAAAAGAUGUUUUGAGUUAAAAUGAAAUGUUUUU